UUUCAAGUUGUCAUCCAACAAACCAAAUGCUAACGGCCGAAUGUGAUGCUCGUGUGUUCUUUUUCUUUUCGCUCCUUUUUUGCGUCGUUGUCAUUGCAGUGAAAGUGUUUCAUUUGAAAAUUAACUUAGUGAUCGCGAUCGCAAGUAUACCUACUAAAAUAAUGGAAGAGGAUACAGAAAACAUAUUGGUAUCCUGGGAUGUGCCGUCAGAAGUCGUCGAGAACUUCAAAACAACAUCAAACCAGAAGAGUUCAAUUUGCUAGCUGCAAAAAUUGUUUCUCUUUUCCCAACUGAAAGUAUAUAUAUCUACUAUAUGAAAGCUGUGCCAACAUGCAAAUCUGCUUCAAGAAAAUAUGUGCCCGCUAAAGGCAAAUUAGUGGACAAGGUUCGAAAUCUCCUGUACAUAUCAGGAGCAAAGCGCAGGAGCAUUAAAUCCACUUGCUCUAAUAAGGAUUCGGAUACAGAUGUAGAGUCUGUGGAAAAUAAUCAAGAGACUGCCUCAAAUGACGACGCUAUUUGGCUGAAACAUAACAAUGAGCCAUGGGACCAAGUUUGUGAAAGGUGGAAUAACACCUUUGAAUUAAGACACAAACAAAAAUUUGAAACUGUACAUGAUUUUCUCGAAACCUGGGCCAUUUUAAAAGACGGCAAAGCAGAUACUCUGAUACUUUUGGAUUUUGAGAAACAGUUUAAAGAGAAGUCGCUUAACUUCUUUAAAAACUGGGAACUAUUUUUCUCGAAACUUUUGAAGCUUAGAGAAAGUGUCGUGACAAAUGAUAAUGCAAAAGCAUUAAUUGAAGGAUUAGGGAAUAUCAUUGACGAUGACAAAAAAAUUCCGGUGCAGAUUUACCUGCUAGGUUUUUUAAUACCACCCAAAGGCCGAAAAUCUAGGAAAGUCAAGUUCUCAACCACUGAAUCAAUCCAGGGCUUAUUAGUUCAGAUAGAUGACGCCGGAGAUAUCGACAGCGUAAUCGCAGCCCAGAAAGCUAAGGCUGCAGCCCGGAAGGAUACCGUUCAACCCUUCGUGCUCAUACAAGGACCGCUACAAAACUUCGCCCAGAUAUACAUCGUUAUUGAUGAUAUCAAAUACCACGUGCAUUCAGCUGCAAAGGCGUUCGACUUAUUGUUUAAGAUUUAUCACGUUUUCCACGCCAAGUAUCCCCAAGUGUGUGAGCACCUCCACAUAAUUAUUCAAAAAAAGUGUAUCAAAUCCAUACAGCGUAUGAUACAGUACCACCGUAUAUAGUUGACGUUUUAAACUUAGAUGUGUAAAAUUUGGUCUUCGUUUUUUAUAAAAGUUCUUGAAAUGUAAAAAUAUACUAAGGUAUAGAAAUUUCUUUGGUCUUAUGUACCCACUUAAAAAGUAUUUCAUUGUGUA
Molecule: messenger RNA, 1378 nt
Organism: Leguminivora glycinivorella
Lineage: Eukaryota; Metazoa; Arthropoda; Insecta; Lepidoptera; Tortricidae
Exons: 6
Coding region: 314-1246 (310 amino acids)
Source: RefSeq, a predicted model, not a curated record